Molecule: messenger RNA, 501 nt
Organism: Macrosiphum euphorbiae (potato aphid)
Lineage: Eukaryota; Metazoa; Arthropoda; Insecta; Hemiptera; Aphididae
Source: the annotation of a GenBank genome assembly
AUGAAUUGUGACGACUAUGUACUUAAACUUGAAUUUCUAUUUACCGACUUCGAAGAACGAUUUGGAGACCUAAAGGCAUUAAAACCCUCAUUCGGAUUUUUAGAAAAUCCAUUUUUAGUUAAUGUCAUUGAAAAGGGAUGUCCAUUAUCACAUCCUAUCGUCACAAAUAAAGCGGAUCUCGAAAUAGAACUCUCGGAGUUAUUAGAAGGUCAGUUUAUAAACAAUUGUCUCUUUAUAUUGGAAUUUUGGAAGCAUAUUUCUAUAUUAAAAUACCCAAAUAUUAAAAACUGCGAGGUAAAAUUGAUAUCAAUUUUUGGAACGACGUAUUCAUGUGAAUCACUUUAUUCAACAAUGAAAAUAAUUAAGUCAAAAUAUCGUUCAAAUUUGACCGAUGAUCAUCUUACAGAAUUACUAAGAACUGCUCUUACAUCAAUUCAACCAGAUCUUAAGAAGCUUACUAAAAAAGUAGACACGAAAAAAGUACCACGCAAACAAAAUUAG